ACCCCUGCCCAUUUAAGUUGGUACACGAUUUAUCGAUCCGCGUUGGGAAUCAACACAACGUGUAGGGGGUGGGGGCGUCAUCCCAGUCCCAUCUGGAAUCUGGACCAACCUCGCCAUGCUGACCUUCAACACCACACACUUCGGCACCACAGAAAAAAAGGACCCAGAAACCUGGGAAUUCGUCGACAAAAACGGCCUCCUCAUCCAGGAAAUGAUGGACGAGUACGACAACAAGGUGGGCCGAACCCAGGAGCGUCCAUCGCCAUCCUUCGCCAACGUGGUGAGAAAAACCGACAAACCCAAGAAGAAGCGGAGGAAGAAGGCCAAUUACGACUACCAAUGGGACGACGAAUCGGCUUGGGUGACGUACGAGACCAUCAUCGAGGACCCAGCGGCCAAAUACAAGACUAAGACCAAGAAAUCGCUGUGGCAGAUGUUCAGUUUGGCAGAUCGGGUCUGCAUUUUGACGGUGUUAGUCCUUGGGAGUUGUUGUCUAGCGUCCAGCGCCUACAGGAAAUAUUUAGAGUACCAGGGUAUUUAGUUUUAUAAAGUUGUUGCAAGAUUAGUUAGUUAGUUACUUUUAAUUAAUUAUACGAUUUAAAAUAAUUUAUCAACUGAUAAGACUGACUGGAAGGCUGAUACCAAAUUGUAAAAGUUGCCUUUUUUGGUUACUUUUGUAUUUUGUGAUGACGUAAUUGUAUUUACAUAUUUUUGUAUCUCGGAUAUUGUGUGACAUUUAAAGAAUAAAAACAAAUACAUAUCUA
Messenger RNA from Zophobas morio, 764 nucleotides. RefSeq lists its product as uncharacterized. The record is from RefSeq and is a predicted model, not a curated record. The transcript has 2 exons. NCBI's taxonomy places the organism in Eukaryota, Metazoa, Arthropoda, Insecta, Coleoptera, Tenebrionidae. Bases 116 to 541 code for a protein of 141 amino acids.